Molecule: messenger RNA, 2911 nt
Organism: Cuscuta campestris
Lineage: Eukaryota; Viridiplantae; Streptophyta; Magnoliopsida; Solanales; Convolvulaceae
Source: the annotation of a GenBank genome assembly
GCAAAAAUUUGGGAUAAAAUGCGGAUAUGAUUUGACACAUCCAUACGUGUCUUAAAAUUUUUUACCUACAAUUUGUGGUAUAAAUAUUGCAACAUUUUUUUGAAACAUUUUCAUCCAUUCCUUAGUGUCUUCAAAACCAUGUCUAGUAAGAACACUAAUAGGAAGGUGUGCUAUGUCUUGUGCAUCUUGUUUGGGCUUCUUCUGCAGACAUUUGGUUUGAGUGCAGAUGAUGGGGAGCAGAUCGGGUCCGGGUACCGGGUGGUGUCUUCGGUCGUCGAUCCUUCGGGCAGGUCGUUGAGCGCUCGGCUCCAAGUCAUUCAGAACUCGUCGGUUCUUGGACCCGAUAUUGUCAAUCUCAAACUCGAUGCGAGCUUUGAGAGCGGAAGCCGGUUGAGAGUGAAGAUCACAGAUGCAGAUAACCAAAGAUGGGAGAUUCCAGAAGAGUUCAUACCUCGCAAUUCAUCAUCCCCAUCGCCAUUGGGAGGAGACAACGCGAUUGAUGCGAACAGCGAUGGGGCAUCCGCCGCCGUCAUCAGUGAUCCGAACUCAGAUCUGGUUUUCAAUCUCUUCAACACCACCCCGUUCGGAUUCUCCGUCACCCGGAAGUCCUCGAACGACGCCGUCUUUGAUGCCUCUCCGGUCAGCGGUACCAGCGACUCGCUACUCGUGUUUAAGGAUCAGUACCUGCAGAUCUCGUCGGCGUUGCCGUCCAACCGAUCGUCUCUGUACGGGAUCGGAGAGCACACAAAGGGAACGUUCAAGCUCCAGAGUCCUCAAACCCUAACGCUGUGGGCGGCGGACAUAGCCAGCUUCAACCGGGACCUAAAUCUGUAUGGUUCUCACCCUUUCUACAUGGACGUCCGGUCCUCCGGAGACGCGCAUGGGGUCUUGCUGCUCAAUAGCAACGGCAUGGACGUCGUGUACACCGGCGAUAGGAUCACUUACAAGGCGAUCGGCGGUGUCAUUGACCUCUAUUUCUUCGCCGGUCCCACGCCGGAAUUGGUGUUGGAUCAGUACACCGAUCUCAUCGGCCGCCCUGCUCCCAUGCCUUACUGGUCCUUUGGAUUCCACCAGUGCAGGUAUGGUUAUAAGGAUGUUGAUGAUCUUGAAGGUGUGGUUGCUGGCUAUGCAAAUGCCUCCAUACCCCUUGAGGUUGUGUGGACAGACAUUGACCACAUGGAUGCCUACAAGGAUUUCACUUUGGAUCCUGUUAACUUCCCGGCAGACAGGAUGAAGACUUUUAUUGAUAGCCUCCAUAAGAAUGCCCAGAAAUAUGUUCUCAUUCUUGAUCCAGGGAUUAGCACAAGCGACUCGUACGAUACCUACAAGAGAGGGCUCGAAGCUGAUAUAUACAUCAAGCGCGAUGGUGUUCCUUAUCUUGGACAAGUUUGGCCAGGGAAUGUGUAUUUCCCGGACUUUGUAAACCCGGCCACCACUGCCUUCUGGAGCAAUGAGAUCAAAAUAUUCAGAGACACUGUUGAGUUCGAUGGUCUUUGGAUUGACAUGAACGAAGUAUCUAAUUUCAUAACAUCCCCCUCCAAUGGAAAUUCCACUCUUGACAACCCUCCUUACCAGAUCAACAACUCUGGGAACAAGAGGGCAAUCAAUGAGAAGACCAUCCCAGCAACGGCAAUUCAUUUUGGCAACAUUCCGGAUUAUAAUGUCCACAACCUUUAUGGUUUCCUUGAAUCAAAAGCUACUAACCAAGCUUUACUGAAUGUCACCGGGAAGAGACCAUUUGUGCUGAGCAGGUCUACAUUUGUGGGCUCUGGCAAGUACACUGCACAUUGGACCGGUGACAAUGCUGCAAGUUGGGAUGAUUUGGCUUUCAGCAUUCCAAGCAUCUUGAGUUCUGGACUCUUUGGUAUUCCCAUGGUUGGUGCUGAUAUUUGUGGCUUUCUUAGAAGUACAACUGAGGAGCUUUGUAAUCGGUGGAUCCAGGUAGGGGCAUUCUAUCCAUUUUCAAGAAACCAUGGAGACAAGUCUAGCAACCGUCAUGAGCUCUACAUUUGGGACUCAGUCGCUGCAUCGGCAAAGAAGGUGCUUGGGUUGCGCUAUCGCCUACUCCCAUACUUCUACACAUUGAUGUACGAGGCCCACCUACGCGGGGUCCCCAUCGCAAGGCCUCUCUUCUUCUCAUUCCCUCAUGACACCAACACACACGAGGUCUACUCGCAGUUCCUAGUCGGCAAGGGUCUCCUCAUAUCCCCUGUGCUCACCAGUGGCGCUGUCUCUGUCGAAGCAUACUUCCCAGCUGGAACUUGGUACGACCUCUUCAACUAUUCCAACUCCGUGGCAUCGAAAUCCGGCGAGAACGUGACUCUCGACGCUCCUCUGGACCACAUAAAUGUCCAUCUCCGGGAGGGCAACAUCCUGGCAAUGCAGGGAGAGGCCCUGACGACAAGAGCAGCCAGGAACACUUCCUUUGAACUGCUGGCGGCACUCGACAGCUCCGGGAACAGUUCAGGCGAGCUUUUCUUGGACGAUGGAGAGGAAGCCGAGAUGGGGGGCGCUGGCGGGAAGUGGAGUUUCGUGCGCUUUCAGACCAGAACAGCGCCGGGAAACGUGGUUACCCUCACAUCAAAGGUCACGAAUCCGGAUUUCGCCGCCAGUGGUGGUUGGGUCAUAGAGAAGGUGACGGUUCUUGGCUUGAAGAGUGGCACUGGUGGUGCGGUGGAGAUAUCUGGGUUGAAUCAGCCUAUUGGGAAAAGCUUUACUUUGGACCUGGGGAAGCAAACGCCAUUGGAGUCUGCAACAUGAUCUGAACAAGACACUGUUAGUUUUCCCAUUUGAAAACCCCAUUUUUUAUUUCUCCCCGUUCUGUAAUCCAAUAAUAUCAUUUACUGUGAUAGAUUCACCCCAGAAAGAAUAAUGUAAUACAUCUAUGAUCAAAUAUAUUUGGACCACUCAG